GAGCCAGCUGGGGUCGUCGGGGAGGAGGAGCAGGGAGCAGUGUGUCUCUCGCACACACUCUGCUGUUUUCGCUGUUAUUUUUAGCCCUAAUUAUGAUCUGCCCAUUAGCGAAUGUUCAUUAACAAAGGCCAGCUAUUAAGAGAUUCAGAGAGACAACAUGUUUGCGGAGGAGAUUUUCAGCCUGAGGCCGCUGCUGGCGACGGAGGAGCACGAGAUCAAAUUGUGCGCUCAGCGCAGAAACGGACAGCAACAAAUUUUUGGACUUGUCACUGGGAACAACCGUUUGCUGCUUUACUACAUACAUUCUGACAGAGAGCUAUCAGUGAUCAAAGAUGUUCUGUGGCACUUGGAACCAACUCAACAAAUCUGCUGCCUCGCCUUCGAUCCUAGUGGCAUUUGGCUCGCUGUUUCCUGCUGUGAUAGCUCACUAUGCAUAGUUCCUGCACUUGCCCUUGUUGACCCUGAGGCUGCUCUUGACCUCCGCUGGCAGACAAGUGACAUCACAAAGCUGCUAACCACCAAACUCCGACCAGUGGCAACGUCCAUUGUCUGGUGGAAUAGCCUGGAUGGACAGCAUGUGGCCAUCCUGGGCUCUGAGAAUGGCCAAAUCACGUUUGUCAGUCUGACAACUGGCAAUGAUUUAGGACGCACAUUUGUCACUGGGGAGAUCAAUUCGCUGCAACUGUGUCUCGACAAUAGCCUUGACCUUGUCUUUCUUAUUAUCUCUGGGCCGAAAAGCCAGUGGAGAUUAAUUUUGGAGCAAAGAUCUAUUGGCUACUGUUGGCCGCUGGAACACAUUGAGGGAGAUGGUUUGAUGCCGAUACCAGUUCGCUCCCGACUGCAAAAUCUGAAGCACCUUUCAGUCGAUAAAAUGGCCUCGCUGAAGCAAAUGCUGGUCGAGACCAAGAAAGGUGGAACUAGCAGUGCAAAAAAGGCUCCUGAUGAGCCUAGUAGUAAAGAAAUUAGCACCACGCCUGUUGCUUUACAAGGACCUGAAAUUUACUCGUUUCAGUAUUCCAAGGAACGAUAUUUAAUCUCCACCUACAAUCCUUCUAUACAGUUAUUAAAAAUUUACCCUGCUGGUACAGGAGAAGAGAAAAUUCUUUAUGUUCACAAAAUUCCAUCAGAUGGAAAACCCAUCCUCUACGCUGACCGAUUCAUUUUGCUCUCUAACACAGAGAGAAGCUCUAUUUAUAUUUCAUCCUGCCACCUUUCAGAAGUAAAGCCUGAUCUGGAGCAAAGCACAGAGUCUGUUGUACAAUCCUUUGAUCUCGGAGCUGGAGAACAAGUAAUUGCGAUGUACAAGAGACUGCGAAGCACAAUUGCAGAUAGCGACAGUAAUCUAGGUGGACAGGAAAAUCCAAGUACAGAAACGUUUAUUGUGAUCACAUCUAGAAAUGUUUUUGAGGUUGCCCCCACAAAACCGCCUGCAGAGCUUUUCAUGCAAAUGGCCUUGGACAGCAAUCAGCUUGAGAAUGCUGAACGGUUGGCUGUAUUGUUUGGACUGAACUUGCAGACCCUCUUGGAAGCUGCUGCUGACCAAAAGUUGGAGGAGAGGCAGUUUUCCCAUGCAAUCACACUUUACAAGCUUUCAAAAUGUCGUUUUCUCAAAAGUGCUCUGAAAUUUGCAAAAAGUGGCCAUCCCAAUGAGCUCCUGAGCUACAUUCAAAUUUUGCUUUCUGCCAGAGACACUGAGCUCUCUCAGUCUGAAAAGCUGCACUUAUCCAACCUGGCCAUGAUGUCUUUUGCAGAACAAGUACUGCGCCAGUCUGCUCAGGAAGGCACUCCUCUUUUCAGCAAAUACUUAUCAUUUUUGAAGUCCAAUCUUUUCUACGAUGAAGUUUUGGCUGUGAAUAUUGCCGGUCAGACGAAAACCUGGAAGGUUCUACAUUUCUUAGCUACAAACCGAGGCCUGUAUCCAGAAGUGCUGGACAUUUUGCUGAAAGUCAAGCCAAGAGACAGUUUAGUUUGGGACUGUCUGAGUGAUCCUGAAAUGCUUCAACCGCUGCUCUUGAACAAUAAGCGAGCCAAGCUUCACAUGCAGCUUGUGACUGCCCAACUGCCUUUCUUAGAGCUUGAUGUGUUGCAGAAACUGUCGGCUUUGUACAAUCCUUACUCGCCUAAAUUCAAAAGUUUUUUGGACGCAGCUUACCAACAAAAGGUUUACAAGAACUCUGGAACCCUAACCUAUAACAGAGAAAAUACUCAAAUCCAAGAAUUUGUUGAAAUUUUUAUUUGCAUCAUGCUGCAAUUGUUGAAGAACAAAUCCUCCCCCUACCUCAACAGUUUGGUCAAGAUGUUUAAGCCAGAGCCAAAUAUUAAGACUAAGAAAAACGUUGCGCCAGCUUGUGGGCACAAAAUCCUCAGCGCUGGAUUCUCUCAUGCUGGCCUGGUCCGAGGCAAACAACUCUACAUGUGGGGCAAUAGCGUGCAAGGCUGUUUAGGUUGUGGUCCAACCAUGAUCAAGUUCAUGGUUCCAAAAUCACUGGACUUGUUCACUGGUUUGGGAGUCCACGUGCACAGUAUUUCUUGUGGUAAAAACCACUCCCUUGCAUUAACCUCAAACGGGGUGUACUCAUGGGGAAGCAGCCAGUUUGGACAGUUGGGCUUCGGAAUUACAAGCCACUCCUCGCACCCAAGGCUGAUUGAAAGCCUGUCUGAUGAGGACAUCAUCCAGGUUUCUGCUGGGCAGUACCAUUCUCUUGCGCUCAGCAAGAGUGGGAAGGUGUUUGCCUGGGGCUGGGGCGUACACGGCCAGCUUGGAAAUGGAUCAACAGACGAUCAGAAUGUUCCGAUGCCUAUCGCCACACUCGCUCAUAAGGUUGUUGUUCAAGUUUGUGGAGCGCACGGCCACUCUGUUGUGUUGACUGACGAUGGUGAGGUCUGGGCUUUUGGGAGCGGGGCCUUUGGCCAGCUUGGAGCUCCAAAUCUGCCAAAAAGCAGCGUCCCGUUGCUAAUAGACCUGCCAGAGAAGAUUCGCCUCAUUGCCUGUGGAUAUUUUCACUGUCUCGCAGUCAGCACCACGGAAAAUUUGUACACAUGGGGCUCAAGUUACCAGGCUCUUAGGUUGCACGCACAAGCCCAAAAACGAGCAAGGAUUUUGCAAGAAAAACAGUUUGUGCCUGAUUCAGCUCAAGAAGAGGAAAUCAUCGCUCAUCCUCCUCAGUUUUCACCUAGUCUCAUAGAUACCAGCCAAGUUCAGGGAACCAUUGUCCAGAUUUCCUGCGGUUUUCAUCAUUCACUGCUGCUCGACUCAAAAAGUGAAGUCUACUCGUGGGGUCGGGGGAUAGAUGGGCAGCUCGGUCAAGCGAACCGUAAAGAAAUCUCAGCACCACUUGCCCUACCAUCGCUGUCAGGACGCAACAUUGUAGCCAUUGAUGCCGGAGCUGAUUUCUCACUGGCCAUAGACAAAUCAGGAGCCCUUAUUUCCUGGGGCAGUAACUCUCACUCUCAGCUGGGAACCAUUCCUCAAGAGUCAAAGAGAAACAACAUGGAGGGAAAGCUGGUCAAAUACAAAAACAUGAAACGGGUAAUCAAAAUUCCAGCUGGUCGCCAGGCAAUUGUUGAGACACCAACUGACGUAAUCUCAUUCCCUCAAAUUUUAUCCUUUGCUGAGGAGGAUGACGAAGAACAGCAAGAAUGUGCUCCUGUGUGGAACACCAAAGAUCUGCCCUUUGAUGCAGAGGGCUUACAUUUCGUCCUUGAGGCCCUCCAAGACCUGUAUGACCCAUCAAAAAUACUGUCCAAAUGUUUGGAGGCAGAAAAUUACCAGGCUGCAGCCAAAGUCGCUUCUCUGCAGAAAAACUACGCUGUUGCUCUAACCUAUCAGCUGACUGCCCUUUCGAAGGGAGGAAAUAGCCACUGCUCUUCACUCUCCUCCCUUGACUCACCCCAAGGUGCCAUAUACUGCUUCACUGUCGAAGGAGGCUCCGAGCAGCGUGCAGAUGAAGGGCAGGAGUUGCCCAAAGAGAGCAUGGCAGGCGAAGCUAGCAAUAUUGUUGAACACUAUAUUGAUUUCAUUGAAUCUGAGAGCCACUGUGUCAUCAAAAAGCUGCUAGAGCAGGGAAUCGACUUUUGGCUAAAUCAUUCAUUGCCAAUGGGACACUUGGAGGAGUUGUUUAUGAAGCACAUCACUAAGUUCUCUAUGCCCUUAGGACUUAUGCUAUUUUGCAGCUCAACUAAGGAAGACUCUCAGCUGUGGAGUCAGCUUUCAACCAGCUUCUGUCUCCAGCUAUGCAAGGACAUAUUGUCUGGGAUGAAUGAAAAAAAAGUGAUACCGGAAUACGUCGAGCUGCUAUCCCAAGUUACCGCGCACCACGGAGGAGAAAGAGCCGAGCUUGAGAGCUGGAAGCGCGAGCCGCAAAGUCUAGUCGACAGUGUGCCAGACAAGGGCAUGUUCAUGACGCUCCACGAGAGCUCUUCUAGUCAGUCGGAGGAGCAGCUUAUUUUCACUUGUGGCCAUCGCUAUGGACUGGACACCUUCCACAGGUCACUGCUGCCAGAAAUUGAACUUGCGCUACUGCGCUUAAAUCAGCCCUUACCAACCACUGCCUCCAUUUUGAGAGAGCUCUUUAGCCUGAACCCCCUUGUGAAACUCGCCUGCCCAGUGUGCGUCCUUUCGCACCUGCAGGAGAGCUCAAUGUAGGAAGCACUAUAGGAACAACGAACUUACUUCUCGUCAUUUGCAUCAAGGCAUACACAAUCCAAUAUUUUGAUAUUUCUGCCAGUUUACCAGAUUAUAUAUACAGUAUACUCGUUAGUUUGUAACUAUUCUAUAUUGUCACGUUUACAGUUCCAAACAAGAGGACAAUAUUGAAGAAUCUUAUUAAAAUAUGUAUACCUAUUAAAAGUUA
Molecule: messenger RNA, 4853 nt
Organism: Cloeon dipterum
Lineage: Eukaryota; Metazoa; Arthropoda; Insecta; Ephemeroptera; Baetidae
Gene: ca
Product: claret
Exons: 26
Coding region: 158-4645 (1495 amino acids)
Molecular function (GO): protein binding
Source: RefSeq, a predicted model, not a curated record